Stylophora pistillata is the source of this 2115-nucleotide messenger RNA. RefSeq names its product eukaryotic translation initiation factor 3 subunit E. Gene Ontology annotation, molecular function: translation initiation factor activity; protein binding. Lineage: Eukaryota; Metazoa; Cnidaria; Anthozoa; Scleractinia; Pocilloporidae. The record is from RefSeq and is a predicted model, not a curated record. Gene Ontology annotation, cellular component: eukaryotic translation initiation factor 3 complex; cytoplasm.
UUGCAAAAUGGCGGAACACGAUCUCACUGCCCGAAUGGGCUGUUUUUUAGAUCGACAUCUGGUGUUUCCCUUGUUAGAAUUUCUCUCUGUUAAGGAGAUUUACGAUGAAAAGGAAUUGCUCAAAGGGAAGCUAGAUCUUCUUAGCAACACAAACAUGGUUGAUUUUGCCAUGGAUGUAUUCAAAAAUCUCUACCCAGACCAAGAUGUUCCAGAAGAGCUUGUUCAAAAGAGAACAGAAGUUGUCACACAACUGAAAUAUCUUCAGGCUCAGACAGAACCCAUUGUGAAAUGUUUUGAGGAUCCAGAGUUUAAUAAUCAGAUGCAGACAACGAGAGACGGGCGACAACUGUUUGAAUACCUGGAAAAGAACCAUGGGAUUGAGCCAGAAAUGUUGGACACAUUGUACAAAUAUGCAAAAUUUCAAUAUGAGUGUGGAAACUACUCUGGUGCUGCGGAAUACUUGUACUUUUAUCGUGUACUUGUUCCUGGGAAUGAUGAUAGAAAUACCCUGAAUGCUCUUUGGGGCAAACUAGGUUCUGAAAUCCUCAUGCAGAACUGGGAAACUGCACUAGAGGAUCUGAACAGGCUAAAAGAUGUCAUUGAGAGUAAAAAUCAGGCUGGAACACUCCAACUGCUGCAAGAAAGAACAUGGCUUAUUCAUUGGAGCUUGUUUGUGUUCUUCAACCAUCCAAAAGGAAGAGAUUUGAUUAUUGAUUUGUUUCUCUACCAACCUCAAUAUCUCAAUGCAAUCCAAACCACAUGCCCCCACAUUUUGAGAUACCUCACCACAGCCGUCAUCACCAACAAGCGCAGACGAACAGUACUCAAAGACCUGGUGAAAGUCAUUCAGCAAGAAUCUUACACCUACAAAGAUCCAAUCACAGAGUUUUUAGAAUGUCUUUAUGUCAAUUUUGACUUCGAUGGUGCUCAGCAGAAGCUGAGAGAAUGUGAAACAGUACUGCUAAAUGACUUCUUCCUUGUAGCCUGUUUGGAUGACUUUAUUGAGAAUGCCAGACUGUUUAUAUUUGAGACAUUUUGCAGAAUACACCAGUGCAUCAGUAUAAGCAUGCUUGCUGAAAAGUUGAAUAUGACCCCAGAAGAAGCAGAGAGGUGGAUAGUCAAUCUAAUCAGAAAUGCAAGAUUGGAUGCUAAAAUUGAUUCUAAGUUGGGUCAUGUGGUUAUGGGUACCCAGGCCCCCUCUGUUUAUCAGCAAGUGAUAGAAAAAACUAAGGGAAUCAUGUCCCGCACUCAAGAACUGGCUCGUAACAUUGAAAAGAAACUUAACGUGGACAAGAUGGGAUAUGAUGGGGGUCCGUGGGAUGCGUACGACCCAUCUGGAUUCUUCAAGCCCUAAAACAACCUAAAAAAAAAAAACUUCAACUUUUUUAGCGCCAAGUUUGCGUGUGCGCCAUGUGCAGACUGUUAGUUCAUAGUACAAUGUAUUACAAAUCAUUGUUUAAUGAUCUCAAACCGGCACAAGAAACUUUAUAUACUCUUCUGAACUAAAAAUUACAUCUGGGGUAAGGGGUGCGGGAAAGGGCGUAAGGGGAAAGGGGGGUUAGGAAGAAGGCAGGGGGAGGUAGGUAUCUUGUAUGAGGGGGGGGGGUAGGGAUACUGACCCUUAAAAGAGACCAGUCUGGGCCCCAGUGCAUACUUUAUUUAACUCCUGAAUGAUACCACUUUACGAGAAAACAAGUUGUAGCUAGCCACUUGCGAAUGAAACAUAACAUUGCAACUCCAAAUGACACCUUGGUUGCUGAGAAUAUUGGCCUUUCGUCCUGAACUCCCUCAUGAAGACCAAAAAGAAGAAAAGAAGGGAGGGGUAACCUAGUCUACUCCACAGCUGUUCCUACGGAGGCAACAUCCUAUUAUCCCCAGACUGUGAGGAAGAAGACGGGAGGCGUUGCACUGCCGUCGAAAAAAUAUCACCACCUUCCCUGUAGUGUGAGAUUUCCCUCUACCCCCUCCCCUAGGUGUACAUGUGUCAGAAGAUUUACAGUUGAAAGUAUUUAUGAAUAAGUCUGUUUGAACUAUACGUAAAACUUGGUUAGCACUCUCAAAGUGCAUAACGAAUUAAUCGCGAAAAAUAGACAAAUAUACGUGGAGACUCCGCUC